AUGGAGGACUACAUGCAUAUAACCGCCGCCGAGCUGAGCGAGCUUUUGCUCACCGCAGGUGAGGUCACCUGCGGCGUGAAACCAGGCGACAUGACCAACGAAGUCAGAGCAAAGCGGGACGCCCACCAUCAGUAUGCCACCUUCUUGUCCGCCUCCGAAGAAGCGUGCGCUCCGUUCACCAUUGCCGGGUACAAGUUGGACGACCUCCCAGUCAAAAAUUCCGCUGAGGGCCAAGAUCUCCUCGAGAUCAUCAAUUUGAACACCGCAAUCGCGCGUAGAAGCCAUGAAGACAACAAAUCCACCACUAUCGAGACAAUUCCCAGCGACGGCAAGAUUGGACAGGACUUCCAAUUUAUGUACCAGUUCAACGACAGGAGCAACAACGCACGAUUCUCCUCCUCACUAGCGAUGCGCAUCUUCGACGUUGGGAAAGCGCAAGAGUUCCUCUCCCUUCCCGCCGCUAAUACAUAUCUUUCUCAGCCGGCUCUUCCAGUACGACUACUGCUCGAAUUCCCAUGCGCUUCAGACGAGGGCGACAUGAUCAGAUUCCUCGUCCACAUGCGUCCGGCCACAAUCGGCGAGAUCGUCUCGGCUGCCCUGCAAAUGAUUACUUUCUCCAACAUCAACGGAAUCGAGAACUAG
This is a messenger RNA of Lecanosticta acicola, 642 nucleotides long. Lineage: Eukaryota; Fungi; Ascomycota; Dothideomycetes; Mycosphaerellales; Mycosphaerellaceae. The record is from the annotation of a GenBank genome assembly.